Messenger RNA from Magallana angulata, 856 nucleotides. RefSeq lists its product as uncharacterized. Gene Ontology annotation, molecular function: small ribosomal subunit rRNA binding; structural constituent of ribosome. Gene Ontology annotation, cellular component: mitochondrial small ribosomal subunit; ribosome. Lineage: Eukaryota; Metazoa; Mollusca; Bivalvia; Ostreida; Ostreidae. The transcript has 5 exons. Gene Ontology annotation, biological process: mitochondrial translation. The coding region runs from base 65 to 799 and encodes 244 amino acids. The record is from RefSeq and is a predicted model, not a curated record.
UACUUUUAAAACUAUACUGGUUCUCAUCUGAGUUUCUGGUUCACUUUCACCGAGGACAUCGAAAAUGCGGACCAUUGUGGCAAAAUUGGCCGAUCAGAUUUUAUUUUCAACGUACAGACAAUUUUUCCCAGGAUGUUAUGUUUCAACCCCACGAGCAAUGUCAACUCGGUUCUGGGAUGGAAAAAAUUUCACCAAAGUUGAAGAUUUCAGUAAGGUGGACCAGUUUGACAGAGAUAAAUCAAGAGAUGAAGUGGAAUCUGAGAAAAUCUUGGAAAAGCUCGGAGAAGAUGAUUACCGUGUGAGCCCCAGACCUACUCUACAGGCGGCACCAAGGGGGCUCAAAUAUAGGAAAAAGUACAUACAAGAACUGGAGAGUCACGUGAAACAAGAAGAAAAAUUCAGCAUUGAAAAUAUAGAAAAGAUUCUCGGGGAAAUGGUCGCUGCCCAACAGCAGCAGAAGAAAGAGAAGACACCCAAGGGAUUGGAUGAAAUAAAAGAUGAAUUCUCCCUAUUAAAGAAUGAAAGGCCUCCUCACCCAUAUGGUUCUAAGCAAAAAAAAUGCAUCAUUUGUGAAUAUGAUGUCCACCUUGAUUACAAAAAUGUGCGGUUGCUGAGUCAGUUUGUGUCCAAUCACACGGGGAUGAUAUACCAUCGCGGAAUCACAGGGCUGUGCAUCCCCAUGCAGAAACACAUCGCCAGUCUCAUCAAAACAUCCCGAGCCUUCGGUUUCAUGCCUUACUCCAACAAGAUGAUGGAGUUCCAAGCAGACCCUGAUAUUCGACAAAAAGACAGGAGCUAAAUAUUUUCUUUGUAUAGAUUUUCACCCAAAUUUUGUUUGAUUAAAGAAAAAAAAAUG